AUGGAUCUGCCCGAAAACAUAGAUCUCUUGCGCGGCUGGCCGAACUACGCGCUUCUCCCCACCGCAGAUCUUCUCCGCUCCGCCACCACAGCGUUGACCACCCCCUCUAUUGCUGCCGAUGGGUUGGCAUAUGGCCCUGACGAGGGCUAUGAACCCCUACGUGUCCACAUAGCCCAGUGGCUGGAAUCAUUCUACCGCCCAACAGGCCGCAUUACCUCCAGCCGCAUCUGUAUCACGGGCGGUGCGAGCCAGAACCUCGCCAUUGUGCUACAGGUCUUUACAGACCCGGUGUACACGCGGAAUGUCUGGAUGGUCGAUCCAACCUAUCACCUGGCAUGCCGGAUGAUGGACGAUGCUGGCUUCGCGGGACGAGCACGUGCAGUACCGGAGGAUGGCGAGGGAAUUGAUCUGAAAUUCCUGGAACGGGGAUUGGAAGCGUCAGAGCGGGAGGCCAUAGACGCAGGGAAUGUAGAACCGAAACUCAAGCCCGCACGGCCCUGGCGUAAGAUUUACAAGCAUGUCAUUUAUUGCGUGCCCACUUUUGCAAAUCCAUCUGGGAAAAUCAUGUCUCUUGGCCAUCGUGAGCAGCUGGUGCGAUUGGCUCGCAAAUACGACGCGCUCUUGGUUACGGACGAUGUUUAUGAUUUUCUCCAGUGGUCGUCAACGACUGAUGGUGAACUCAAAGACCCUGAUCUCGCAUUUGUCCCCCGUUUGGUUGAUGUGGAUAGGUACCUUGAUGGUGGGCCGUUAGACGAUUGGGGCCACACAUUAAGCAACGGCAGCUUCAGUAAAUUAAUUGGACCCGGGGCCCGCACUGGAUGGGCCGAAGCAUCCGACAAGAUUGCAUAUGGAUUGUCUCAAGCUGGAUCGUCUCGCUCGGGUGGAGCACCGUCGCAACUCGCGUCAACUGUUGUUGACCAGCUUUUUCCAGACUUUUUGCCUCAGUAUCUUCGACAUAAACUACAGCCGGCAUAUGCCGAGCGGUAUCAUGCCAUAAUGGCAGCCAUUCAGAAGUAUCUUGUCCCGCUCGGUGCCAGUGCCGACGCACCCUCGGCGACCGUUGCAGGCGGGUAUUUCAUAUGGAUCACUCUGCCGUCUCCCAUUCUUGCAGCCGAUGUGGUCAAGCGAGCGCGGGAUGAAGAAAAUCUCACAUUAGGAUCUGGCACCGUUUUCCAGGUUGCUGCGGAUCUGCAGCUGGCGACCAAUCGGUUUCAAGAUAGCCUUCGUCUGUGCUUUGCCUGGGAAGAACCGGGUAACCUCACUGAGGGAGUGCGUAGGUUUGGCCGCGUGCUCGCGAGGCUGAUUCAUACCUAA
Messenger RNA from Penicillium taxi, 1314 nucleotides. RefSeq names its product aminotransferase-like domain-containing protein. The transcript has 3 exons. Gene Ontology annotation, biological process: biosynthetic process. The record is from RefSeq and is a predicted model, not a curated record. Gene Ontology annotation, molecular function: pyridoxal phosphate binding; L-2-aminoadipate:2-oxoglutarate transaminase activity. The coding region runs from base 1 to 1314 and encodes 437 amino acids. Lineage: Eukaryota; Fungi; Ascomycota; Eurotiomycetes; Eurotiales; Aspergillaceae.